Molecule: messenger RNA, 1068 nt
Organism: Onthophagus taurus
Lineage: Eukaryota; Metazoa; Arthropoda; Insecta; Coleoptera; Scarabaeidae
Product: tetratricopeptide repeat protein 19, mitochondrial-like
Biological process (GO): mitochondrial respiratory chain complex III assembly
Cellular component (GO): mitochondrial inner membrane
Molecular function (GO): protein binding
Source: RefSeq, a predicted model, not a curated record
AUGAUUACUAGUUUCUUUUCAACGAAAGGUAUUCAACAACUGAUUAGAAAAGUGGCUAACCAAAAGGGACCGGUCCGAAAAUAUCGGGCCGCUCCCAUCAAUCAACAACAACAACCACUUUAUCAACAGCAACAAAGUAAAAAUCAAUUUCAAAAUUAUCAAUUUACAAAUAAAUCGAAAACUAAAUCUUGGGGUAAACCUAUUAAUUAUGGAAAUUUAUUUGCAUACAUCGCAUCCGGAAUUUUACCCGGAAUUAAUAUGCUAUCAAGAAACGAUGGACCAUCUGAUCAAAUGACUAGUGAUAUUGAAGACAACAUUACUCAUUUAAUAGUUUUGGCAAAAAUUGCUUUAGAAAAAGGUGAUAUUGAUAAAGCGGAAGCUCUACUUCAAAUGGGAUUAAAAAUUUGCGAUGAUUAUAAAGUUUCAUUUGGAAUGCCGUUUAUUUACGAUAUUUUGGCUAGUAUCGCUUUCGCUCAAGGUGAUUCAGAAAAAGCAGAACGUCUUUUAGUUACUGUCAUCGAAAAAAUGGUUCAAGACGGUGUUCCAGACACAAACGAUCAUAUCAUUGAUUUUAAAUUACGUCUUGCAAGAAUUUACAGCAACUAUAAAGAAAAUGCUUUAGCUGAAAUCGGAUUUAAAACCUGUUUAAACGCACAAAAAGAAAAAAUAAUAAACGGCGAUAUGAGUACAAAAACAGGAAUGUUAUAUGUUAACGUUCUGUUUUGGUACGGUGUUCAUAUGAUAAAAAACGCACGAUAUCAAGAAGCGAAAAAAAUGAUUGAUCGAGCUUACGAUUAUUCAAAUAAAAUUAAGGGGUUAAGUCCAUAUCAAGAAAUGGUUAUGUUGUAUACUUUAGCCGAUUUAAACAUGGAGUUGGGCGAAUAUGAUAUUGCUUUGCGCACGAUGCAAACCGCUGUUAUGUUGGGGAAAGGUAUUAGCAGUGCGGAUUUACCCAAAUGUUAUUUGAAAUUGGCUAAAAUUUAUAUGAAAAUGGGAGUUUAUGAUCAAGCACAACUUUCAGCGGAAGAAAGCGAGAAAUUAGCCAGAAUGUUUGUCGAUUAUAGAUAG